CCCGCCGCGCCCCGCGCCCGCCUCUCCGAUGGGCAACCUGCUCGGCGGGGUCAGCGUGCGCGAGCCCACCACCGUGGAGGACUGCGACUCCACCUGGCAGACGGACUCGGAGCCCGAGCUCGAGGAGCCGGGGCCGGGCGGCGGCGAGGGCCCGGGGCGGGAGCCCGCGCAGCCCCCAGAGCCCGCGGAGCCCCAGGAGCCCCCGGAGCGAGCCGGCGGCCGGCCCCACGCCGGCCCCGCGCCGGAACCGGACGCCGAGGCGGCGGGCGCAGAGCAGGGGACUGAUUCCACUGAAGCACCUGCGAAGCCAAAGAGAAGUUUUUAUGCUGCGAGGGAUUUGUACAAAUACCGACACCAGUACCCACAGAACUUCAAAGAUAUCCGAUAUCAAAAUGACUUGAGCAAUCUUCGUUUUUAUAAGAAUAAAAUUCCAUUUAAGCCUGAUGGUGUUUACAUUGAAGAAGUUCUCAGUAAGUGGAAAGGGGACUACGAGAAACUGGAACACAACCACACCUAUAUCCAAUGGCUUUUCCCCCUGAGAGAACAAGGCUUGAACUUUUAUGCUAAAGAACUAACUACCUAUGAAAUUGAGGAAUUCAAGAAAACAAAGGAAGCAAUUAGAAGAUUCCUCCUGGCUUAUAAAAUGAUGUUAGAGUUUUUUGGAAUAAAGCUGAUAGAUAAAACUGGAAAUGUUGCCCGGGCUGUUAACUGGCAGGAGAGGUUUCAGCAUCUGAAUGAGUCUCAGCACAACUAUUUGAGGAUCACUCGUAUUCUGAAAAGCCUUGGCGAGCUGGGAUAUGAAAGUUUUAAAUCUCCUCUUGUGAAAUUUAUCCUUCAUGAGGCUCUGGUGGAAAAUACUAUUCCCAAUAUUAAACAGAGCGCGCUGGAGUAUUUCGUGUACACAAUUAGAGACAGAAGGGAGAGGAGAAAGCUCCUACGGUUUGCCCAGAAACAUUACACGCCCUCGGAGAAUUUUAUCUGGGGACCCCCGAGGAAGGCACAGCCCGAGGGCAGCAAAGCCCAGAAGCCCCCCAGCCCGCCCACCGCUGGGCAGCAAGGCCAGACGUCUAUGCACAAAAAACCCAAAGAGUCCAAAAACGCCUCCUCAGCCGCGCACGGAGUCAGCAAAGCAGCCGAAGACAAAAAAGGGGCCUCUAAGGAGGCAGCCGAAGAGACGGACAAGCCCAGGGCGGAGCCAGGCAGCGAGGCCGCCCAGCCCGGAGAGCCAGAGCAAGACCGGGCUGCGGACGAUUCCAGUCCUCCGGCAGAACAGACAGUUACUCACCCCGAGGAGCAAAAGGAGAACGCGUCUCCCCCUGAGAAGGAUGAGGCGGCUGACAGCCGGAGCCAGGAGGGUGGGAGUCCGGGCGAUGCGGGUGCCGAUGACGCCGCCCCGUUGCCGUGAAUUGUCCGAAGGCCCCCGCGCCUCUGCGCCCGCGGGAGGCGAGGCUGUGGCCGGUCCCGAGAAGCAAGGCCGCCUUUCCCGGCUCAGCCGGCUGUCGCUGAUUUCUGUGGUCAGCGUGUAGCUGUCAGCUGGAUUUCAGUCUGGAUGGCUGUGAAUUUAAUAUUUAAAAGGAAGUCUGAAGACGAGACCCAAUGAAUGAGUGUGUCCUGUAACACUUUGGGGAUGUGAGUUUUCGCAUCCCGUACACAAUUCCUUUUAAAUUAUUUUCAGUGUAUCUGGAAGUAAUCAUGGAGUCUUUGAUAUAACUGAGAUAGGAAUCAGUUCUUGGAGUGGACCGUACUAUACCUGGAGGAAAUUAAGAGGAUAAUUUCAUUAUGUGGCCACACCUUUGCCGCAUUUAAAAGUUCCUGUGUUUAAGCUGCAAGAAAGAAUUUGGUCUUCUUUGAGAUAAUCAGGAAGGAAUUUGGAUUUUUUUUUUUUUCAGCACCGCAGCGUGUUUGCUUCUGGUUCUGGUAAGGAGGUGGAUGUCCUUGGGGACUUGGAAUCACCUUCCCCUGCGUGUCAGUGCCGCCGUCUUUCCUGUCCUCUGUCUCCACCCUUGGCCCCAUUCUCUUCCUGUCCUCUGUCUCCACCCUUGGCCCCAUUCUCAUCAGCCACCCGUGUCGGCCAGCACGUGCGUUUCUACUGUUGACAUCUAGACAUUCAGAUGGUCUCCUACAGUGACAUUUGCACGGGCCGGAAGGGACUGUCAACUGUACAAUUUCAAGAAUUUGCUUUGUUUCAAAUAAUAAACAUGUGUUUCUGUAUUAACGUACUUAAAAACAAAUUUUGAUGCAAAAGUCCAAGAAGAAAAUCAUGCCUUUUAUGGCUGUUCCACAUAAAUUUGGUGCUUGUGUCUGAAUGCAAAUGACUAAAGAAUUAAAAAAUAAGAGAGGAAAUUGUUCAUUUUUAAAACGCAUGCAUUUUGUACUGGCAACAAGGCAGUGGUCCCUGAAACCAUGAAUAUCUCAGUGUUAUGUGGACUAUGAAGUUCAUAUUGCUUAGCCCACAGGGUAUCUGUAAAAAAAAAAAUACAAUUUGCUGCAUCUCAGUUGUCAGGCCUUGAAAUUGAGAGUAGAUCUGACAUCCCAUGUAUUCAGUUUUAGUAAGCACAGAAUGUGUCAAAAUUGGGUAAGAGCAAAUAGCUUUAUUUCCUAUAAUAUUGUUACUAAUUAUUAUAACACAUUAGAAAACAAACACUGGUGAAAACUUCAGCAUACCUACAUUUCCUAUAAUAUUGUUACUAAUUAUUAUAACACAUUAGAAAACAAACACUGGUGAAAACUUCAGCAUACCUACCUUCAGCAUACCUGAAAGUAAUUAAUAGACCUUUUUUUUAAACUUCAUUUCAUUUAGAAAGAAAUUGCCUUUGUGUGUUUCUUAGGCCUUUAAGGGAAAAUCUAUUCACUUUAACCCCCAAAGAAUUUUUACUAUGUUUACUCUGUCCUGUUUUUUAAUCACAUCAUAUCAUCUUCUGUUACCUUUAUUGAUCAGAGGAUUUUUAGCAGAGGAUUUCUAGAAAAUAAACACACCAAUAGUAUGCUUUUAGAAGGAUUUUAUUGCCUUGAAAUUUACAUGAAAUAUCACUGUUCUUAAAUCUGACUAAUUUUUUAUGAAUGUUAGUAACACAUAUUAUAUAUGUAUUCCAAUAAAUAUAGAAUAUUUUCUCAUUACUAAUUUCUCAUAAUUCACCAGUUUUAUGUUUCUUCUGUUUUUUUGAAGUGAGCAUUAGGAUUUGGGAAACAAUUCUGCUUUUGGAUUUCAGUUCCUUUUUUUACUUUAAUGUAAAAAAGGAUUUCUUUCAUGGCCCCAUUCUUUCUUUAAUGGCCUCAUCGAGCUCAAUAAGCAAUUUUGCAGGGUUAGGGCAAGAGAGUAGUUUGUCACAUUGGGCUGAAUUGUAGAAAUAUAAUACAUUGGAAAUAUCUUACCAAUUUUGCAUACAUGAUAAAGUGUUCACACCACUUUCUAAGUACAUAAUGUUAAAAUUUUGUGACCAGAUAUUAAAAUAUUAAUAAGCAGCAGACUGAUACUAAAAUGGGUAUAAUCUGAAUUACUUAGAAGCUAGUAGUAUAUCAGAACCCUUAGAAGUAAAAAUGUUUCAUUCAAUAAUUUCUAGAAUAUUCCUAAUUAGGGAUUUGAUUAGUUGUACCAUUUAAUUUGAGACUAUUUAGUCUCAAGGGGAAAACUGCCUGGCUUCUGUUUAAAACAGUGGCCUUUUUCUACCAUGCUGGUUUUGAAAGUUAUAUUCACUUGUAACAGUAUCAGUUCUACAUUUAAUCUGUAAAUAACUUAUGAGAGAAUUCUUCAGUGGAAAGAAGUGAGAGAGUGCCAUUCCUUUUGCAUAUAAAAAUUACAAACACCUAAAUUUUUUUUCUAUUAAGAAUAUUUUGUACAUUCAGUAGUUUUAAAAUAAGAUUAUAGGUGUGUCUUUAUGUGUGUGUUAGACAUGAAACAGCCCUCUGGGUUUGACUCUGAUGUGUUGUAUUUUAAAAACUACUAUGUGCUUGCAGAAACUUACUGAGAAGCUAUUAUAAAAAUGCGGUGGAGCAUGGCCAAAUAGCUAGAAACUAUUGAAUUUUUGCAAUUCUAUAGACUUUAUCAUUGUACCAUGGACUGUGAGGAUAUUCAGUAUUGGCUAUUGAUAAAAUACUAAUUUGCAUUUCAUGGCAAAUAGAUGUUAUACUGCUUGGUUAGUCUAGUAUAUUUCUAAUAUUUUGUGCAUUCAUAUCCCAAAGGAGAUAAUAUAUGUGAAAAUAUUUUGAAAUACUAUAAAGUGAUAUAUAAUGAUAAGAUAUAUUUCUGUACAGUAGAGAAAAAGUUUAUAACAUUAAGAAUAUGAUACCAUUAUACAUUCUCAUGCUCAAUCUUAUAAGAAAUGGAAAAGAAUAAUGACAACUGAAAAUAUGUCUGCUUUCUCUAAGUCAGGUCCAGUUCUAAGUUCAAAAUUAUAUGACAUAGCUUUAUUUUGAAUUUUAGUUGUGAUGAAAAGCUUUUUUUCAGCAUCAAGGAGAAAACAGAAUUUAUAACUCAGGAGUUAGCAGAAGUUACAAGAUUUUUUUUUUUGCCAAGUCUUAAAAAUAUAAAUGUUAUGUUUACAUAAUUAUCUACUUUGUUUCUAGUUUUUCAUACUUUAAUCUGACAGAAGGAAUUAUCUGGUGAAAAAGGAAAACAAUACAGUGUUACAUCUGAGUCACUCUUUAAAAAAUCAUUUUAGUAAGUAAACAUCCAUAUCAAAGUGGUCAAAAAUUGAUUGACCGGAUAGAGACUAUUUGGUUAAUUGUUUAAAGUUAAAUUUCCCUAGUUUAUAGUAGAGUUAUGUUUGAUUUAUAAUCUACUGAGCAACUAAAUCAACCCUUUUAUUUUGUCUUUCUAUAAUUGAGGCUCUUAUAAAAGCUUUAUUUUCUAACCUGAGGAAAGGACAGUCUUGAUCUUGCUUGGUUCUAAUUGCAUCUGUGGGCUCCCAAGUUUAUUUGGGGUGAGCAGGGAUUCUUUGUUAUAGGAUAGUUUUGAAGAUUUCUAUUUUGUUUCCCACUUUAAAAAUACCCAUUUUGUUUUCUUUUGGGGGUAUUUCUGUUAAAUGUAAGGUAAGCUGGAGUUAGACACACUGGAAAUCAUUUCAAAUGUAGGUGUAGUUGUAUAGACAGAUGGCAUGGGUUAGUAGAACAUAGAAAGUUAGGGGUGUACAGGUGUUGAUGUCUUUUACAUCUGAUUCUGUUUGUUCCACGAGCAGAUCUGUGUGGGUAUCUCUAGGGUAACAGUGAGUACACCCUGCCUCCUCCCAUGUUCCAGCCCACCCAGCAGACUAUGCUGGGGGACAGACUGUAUUUUAGAAAUUCCUAAUUACUGAAGUUGUUAAUAAUAUAGUUAUAAAUAAAUGAAUGCCUGGGGGUGUCCAGAUGUGCCUUAACUAACGUGAUCAGGCUUUCAUUCAGAAGUUUAAAUUUUUACUCCAUUAUAAAAUCUUGCCAUAAGGGACAUUCCAAGCCAUGAAGAUCAGUUAUUUUAGUGAAAUUUACUUUGGUUGGUGCUUUUUCAUUUUGGAGACAUUUCCAUUUGUAUCAGUAACAUCAGUUCAAAAGUGAGUAUAUUAGCCACAGUGUUCAAACAUGUUAUAUUUGACAAAAGGCCUUUACAGUAAGAAAGAUUAGCUACAUUGUUACAUUUAUUUAUGCUUCUCCCUAAUUUUUCUACAUGCUGUAAUUGUCACUGUAAACAUCUGUCAGUUUCUACAAGUAAUAUUUAUUUGUCUUUUGUUUUUAGAUGCAGAUGGAUGUAGAAAAUAGGAUUAGAGAAAUGAUUUAAAAGUUUAAUUCCAAUAGAUGUUUGGAGGAAUCUGAAAUUCAUUUGGACUUUGAUACUGUAGUUUUAUUAGAAACAAACAGUACUGUUCUUGCUUUUUACCUUCGGUUGGAGAAAAUAUUUUUUGUCAUCUGCUUUUCUUCUUCUUUUGUUGAGAAGUUUAUUGUUUUAAUUAUUUGUGGGAAAUGGCUUCUUAAUAUGUUUGUUUCCUUGAAUUAACAUGCUUGUGUGGAGGAUAUAAUUAACGGCUUUGUUUUAUGGUCCAAACUCUGCCUGGGGGUUGAGUUCAGAGGAGGGGAGGUGGCUGAGAACCAGAGAAGGCAUCUGGGUGAAGGGGAGCUGACCCUGGAUGCAGCCCCCCCAGUGGAGGAAGGGUCCCUGGAGCAUCCUCUGAGUGACCAGGAUCUUGGUCUGUGAUUGCUGACUUCUGAGGAGUGGGGACCACCUUGGACUCCAUACACUGGUUCAGUGGGUAUCAGUUUUCAUAAAAAUACCUGUUGUAGGUUCAUUCGCCACCAUUUUGUAGUUGUUUAGCAAAUUGUGAGCAAUUGGACACCUGCUGUGUAGAUUACAGCUAAAUGUAUCUCAGGAAACUGACAUACCAGUUCUGCCUACCCCUCCCCCCCAGUUCAAAACUCCUGAUCGCCAAUCAAAAAUUGCUUGAGUUGUUCUUUCAGAGGCCUCUGUAUAAAAGUCUUCAUAAAAUGGUUCAAUGUAAAGAUGAAAGGAAAAAGGCACCAGUGCUGUGUUGUUAUGCUGAAAGACCUUUUUAUAUAUAUUAAAAAAAAUCAGAAACCUUAUAUAUUUUAAUAUGUAAAAUAUAUGGAAGUUAUACAGUUUAUCCUAUUUUCAUUUUUAAAUUAUAAUGGAGUUUGUGGAACAGUUACAUUAACUAGAGAGAUUAGUUGUGUAAUAAGCUCUGGUCCUAGGAAACAUCCAAGUUCUGCACUCACUGGUCAGAUGAACACUUUAGUCACUGCUGCUGGGUUCAGGAUCAUGUGGAGGAGAGGAAAUCACGAUGGAAACACAAAACCAGAAGCUAGAGACUCCCUACUGAAACGAAGAUGUAAGCGAUUGUAGUUUUGUGUAGUGGCGGAGUGAGUGCAGUGAGCACUGGAUGAGGGUCUGCAGAGCUUUCCAGCGGGGACGUGCCCUGGGUUACAGGUGCCGAGGGGAUCUGUACCUGUCUGGAAACAGUCCCGUCCCCGCUCCCCUUUGAAGCCUGAAUUCCGCUUACUCCACAGCAGACUGAGACCUUGUACAGCCUGAGAGAAAUAAUCACGGGAUCCGGAACCAGGUUUAAUUCCUCUGCCGGUGCUUUUACUGAGUUAAGUGGAGGGGCUGGCUGUAGACCCACGGAGGAGAGGCAGCGAUGGGUGGCUUAUGGCAAAGUAACCCUGUCUCCCGAACCAUCACAAUGAAGAGCAACAAACUGGACCAAGCGUUAGGUCCAUUUACAAGCCUUUUGUUUUCCUCCUGGUAAAAAGUUGGUUUGCUUGUUCCUCAGUGAGCUGUCCACUCGUCUUUUGUGCAAACUGCCCAGACAGAUGGCCAACCGGGUCCAGUCACCAUUUCAAUCGGGAAACUUUAGUGCCCUUUGUAUUUCGAGUAUUUCGGGAGGAUGGGAGUGAUUCUCAGAAAGAUGGGUGCUUCCUGCCGCUGUGAGCGCGGUCUCUUCCGCAGCUGGGGGCCUUCCACCCCGCGCCGUCCUCUGCAGGAUGAAUUAGAGAAUGCUGGCGCAUGUCUGUGCGCACCAAUACCAUAUGUAUGUGGUAGGAGCUGUAACCAGUUUCUGGAUAUGUCUGGUACUAUGAAACACUUAUUUUAUAAUCCUGUAACUGUAUGGCAGUGUUAUGCCAAAAAUGUAUAAAGAGCAAUAGUUUCUCUUGUUUACUGCUGUGUUUAAAAAGAUCGUUUCUGAAACUGUAUGUUUAGAGUCCCUUCAAUUAUUUUUAAUAACUAGUGCCAAAUAUACAUCCUGUAAAAUGACUAAAAGCCACUUCAUCUUGGUUAACAUUCUAGCCUUAUGUUAGAGUACAUUAUGUUGACUUUGCAUGAUUAAACUAUUUUUAAAGAGCUGGAACAAAUGACUUUGCUGUUUUUCUGUGAUUAGACUUUCUUAUGGUUAUUGUAUGAGAUCAACAUUAUUCCCUUUUUAUCCUCUAAAAUAAAUGUUGUGUUUUGCAGGGUGAAAUCUUAUUUACACAGGCA
Messenger RNA from Dama dama (fallow deer), 7954 nucleotides. It is a transcript of the gene OGFRL1, whose product is annotated as opioid growth factor receptor like 1. Bases 29 to 1405 code for a protein of 458 amino acids. Lineage: Eukaryota; Metazoa; Chordata; Mammalia; Artiodactyla; Cervidae. The record is from RefSeq and is a predicted model, not a curated record. Gene Ontology annotation, molecular function: opioid growth factor receptor activity. Gene Ontology annotation, cellular component: membrane. The transcript is spliced from 7 exons.